Protopolystoma xenopodis is the source of this 402-nucleotide messenger RNA. NCBI's taxonomy places the organism in Eukaryota, Metazoa, Platyhelminthes, Monogenea, Polystomatidea, Polystomatidae. The record is from the annotation of a GenBank genome assembly.
AUGUCGGUGAGCUUUUUCUGCUACGGACGACUGGACGCCAGGACGGAUCUGGAGAUUGUCGCCUACAUCACCCCCUACGGGACCCGAAGCCGGUACUUCAGACUGGGAGGGCACAUCUUUUCACGGCCGAGUUCGGUUCGCCAAAGUCGGGCUGGUGGCCAUUUUUGGCCAGCACUGACGACCGGACGGCCAGAAGGAGCGGCAGACUCUCGCUGCCAGGACGCACCGAAUGAGUAUGAUGCAAAAAUAGAUUGGGAGAUUGUGAAUAACAACUUGAGUCAGCCUGGAUCGCUCGAGGAGAUCUAUCCUUCAGAGGGGAUUGAUGAACAUUGCAAGGAGAGUAUUGGUCUCAAUUAUGGGCCCUACAAACGAGUGGGAAACUUUGGUGACGUCCAGGCCUAG